GAAGAACACCUGUCUUUAGCUAAUUAUGCCUGUGUCCAUUUGACAGCAAGUUAAGGAGAAGGAGCAUUCUUAAACACUGUCGGUUAGUUUUCUUGAUAAAAAAAUACUGAAUUGGCUGCUUGGUGUGCCUGAAGUUAUGGGAUUUUUCUUUGGGUUGUUGCUGUUGUCAACAGUUGCUGUUCAAAGACAAGUAAAUGGUGACACCACUGGCUUUGCCACCAAACAUGAAGACGCAGAAACACUCCUGGCUGGUUUCCGACCAGUUUUUGAUGAGCCUAAAUACCCAGUAGGGGGACCAGUGAGCACUGAGUACCUGCCAAACAGGCCCAACAUACCUCAGCAGCAUUAUGACUACCCACCCCAGAGUCUGAAACUGUCCCGACAUAAAUGGUAUCAUAGUUACCCACCCCAAGGUCCACAAAAUCAACAGCAACAUGGUUACUCUCCCGAGAACUCCCUGUUUCCCCAGCAACAGCAUCACAGCCCCCUACUCCAGGCACCUGUGUGGCCCCAACAUCAGCAACGGCAUAAUGCCCCCCUGCCCCAGGGCCCCAUGUUGUCCAAACCUCAGCAACAGCAUCACGGUGCCAUGCCCCAAAGCCCCAUGGGGCCUCAACGUAAGGAACCCCGGCGCCCUGUGACGCCCCAUCGUCAGCAACGGCAUCAGGGUCCCAUGUUGCUCCAACCUCAACAACAGCAUCAAAGCUCCCUCUCCCAGGGCCUUAUGGGGUCCCGACGUCAGGAACAGCAUCACGGUGCCAUGCCCCAGGGCCCUGUGGUGCCCCAACAUCAGCAACGGCAUCAGGGCCCAAUGUUGCCCCAACAUCAGCAACGGCAUCAGGGCCCCAUGUUGCUCCAACCUCAGCAACGGCAUCAGGGCCCCAUGUUGCUCCAACCUCAACAACAGCAUCAAAGCUCCCUCUCCCAGGGCCUUAUGGGGUCCCGACAUCAGGAACAGCAUCACAGUGCCAUGCCCCGGGGCCCUGUGGUGCCCCAACAUCAGCAACGGCAUCAGGGCCCAAUGUUGCCCCAACAUCAGCAACGGCAUCAGGGCCCAAUGUUGCCCCAACAUCAGCAACGGCAUCAGGGCCCCAUGUUGCUCCAACCUCAGCAACGGCAUCAGGGCCCCAUGUUGCUCCAACCUCAACAACAGCAUCAAAGCUCCCUCUCCCAGGGCCUUAUGGGGUCCCGACGUCAGGAACAGCAUCACGGUGCCAUGCCCCAGGGCCCUGUGGUGCCCCAACAUCAGCAACGGCAUCAGGGCCCAAUGUUGCCCCAACAUCAGCAACGGCAUCAGGGCCCCAUGUUGCUCCAACCUCAGCAACGGCAUCAGGGCCCCAUGUUGCUCCAACCUCAACAACAGCAUCAAAGCUCCCUCUCCCAGGGCCUUAUGGGGUCCCGACGUCAGCAACAGCAUCACAAUGCCAUGCCUCUGAGCCCUGUGGUGCCCCAACAUCAGCAACGGCAUCAGGGCCCCAUGUUGCCCCAACCUCAGCAACAGCAUCAAAGCUCCCUGUCCCAGGGCUUUAUGGGGUCCCGACGUCAGCAACAGCAUCACAGUGCCAUGCCCCGGGGCCCUGUAGUGCCCCAACGGCAUCAGGGCCCAAUGUUGCCCCAACCUCAGCAGCAGCAUCAAAUCUCCCUGUCCCAGGGCCUUAUGGUGCCCCAACGUCAGCAACGGCAUCAGGGCACCAUGCUGCCCCAACGUCAGCAUCAAAGCUCCCUGCCCCAGGGCGUUAUGGGGUCCCAACGUCAGCAACAGCAUCCCGGUGCCAUGCCCCGGGCCCCUGUGGUGCCCCAACGGCAUCAGGGCACCAUGCUGCCCCAACCUCAGCAACAGCAUCAAAGCUUCCAGCCCCAGGGCCUUAUGGGGUCCCAACGUAAGAAACAGCAUCACAAUGUCAUGCCCCGGGGCCCUGUGACGCCCCAUCGUCAGCAACAGCAUCAGGGCCCCAUGUUGCCCCAACCUCAGCAACAGCAUCGAGGUCCCCUGACACAGGGUACCAUGUUGCCCCAAAGUCAGCAAUCCCAACAUCAGCCACGGCAUCACAGCCCCCUGCCCCAGGGCCCUAUAUUUAUCAAAAGUCAGCAAUGGCAUCAUGGCCCCAUGCCCCAAGGUCCCAUGGAGUCCCAACAUCACCAUCAACAUCAUGGCCCCCCUCCCCAGGGCUCCAUGGUGCCCCAACUUCAGCAACAGCAGCCUCGUGCUCUGUCGGUUUCCCAAAGUCAGCAACACCGUCAUGGCUACCGACCCCAGGGACCCUUCAUGAACCAACAACAUAGUGACAACCCACCCCAGGACCAACUGAUUCCAGAAUAUCAGCACAAACGUGGUGACCUCCCACCCCAGGGACUGUUGUGGCAACAGCAAUAUCAUGUAGUGCCUACGUCCCCAACUGCACAGAAGUACCAUGGUUAUCCAACAAUAAUGUCCCAACAUCAUGGUUCUCUUCCACAGGAUCCCAAACAGCAGUCCCACAAUCAGGAGCCAAAUGUACUGGAGCAGCUGUAUCUUGACUACAUGACUCAGGUGGCCCAAGAACCUAAACAGAAUGGCCAGUAUUCUAGCUACACGCAUUGGCAGCCUGAUAUACCAAACCAGCAUCACAAUCCCCAACAGAACACCUAUUCAACGAAAAGCCCCCAGCGUAAACGCUACUUAGGCAAGCACCAGGGGAAGAUGAUCAAAUUGCCACAGAAACCUUAUAUUGCCAUCAACCGACCUGGUCUGUUCCAGAGGCGCCACUUCUAAAAAGAAUGGCAUGAGUGGAGCUAAUGUGAACAUUUUGCCGUGUGCUUUAUUAGGUUGCCAAUUAAAACCCGCCGUGAGCU
This is a messenger RNA of Fundulus heteroclitus (mummichog), 2832 nucleotides long. RefSeq names its product putative mediator of RNA polymerase II transcription subunit 26. The record is from RefSeq and is a predicted model, not a curated record. NCBI's taxonomy places the organism in Eukaryota, Metazoa, Chordata, Actinopteri, Cyprinodontiformes, Fundulidae. The coding region runs from base 137 to 2752 and encodes 871 amino acids. The transcript has 4 exons.